CCAUUUAACAACAAAAGCUCAGCUAAACAAAACAAUCAGUUAACCGUGGAAUUUUUUACAAUUUAUUGAAAAUUAAGACAAAGAAUAAGUGACUAAUAUGAGAAAAGGUGGGAACAGCUGAUGCCUGAUAACACAGGUGGGGUAAACUGUGCGGAUAAGGGAUACAAAAUAUCCACCCCCGAGUGGGAAAAAAUCCGAAUUUAUGCUCAGUUGCAAUUUGCAUGCGCUGCCGUGGAGACGAGCUGCUCUCCGCCGAUUAAAAAAAAAAACUAAAAGAACCAGCAGCAAGCAAAAACAAAUGUUGGAAUAUAUUCCACUCUACUAGCCGCGCCCCCUCGCUACUAGCACCGCCCCUCUCCCCGUAAAAGCCGUGAUGUCUUGGACAACGUUGUGAAAUAGUAACACUCACCCAUCAACAUCGACAUUCGUCAUCGGAGCUGGAACCGUGGAAAUCCCCCGUUAGGAUGGCUCUCGCCAGUGCCGCCGCCGCCCUUUUGAAGGGAUCUCAGACGCCACUGCAGCAGCUCCUGGAGGACAUCAACUUUCAGAGGACCAAGGAGAUGCGCCAGCUGCUCAAGGAUGAUGGCGGCUUCGUGGUGCUCCAGGGCACCACCUACUGGACGGACCUGUUCGUGCGGCACUUCCUCUUCCAGACGGAGCCCGUGCACAGCAUCGACUCGGACGAUUUGCUCUUCUUUGUGCGCAAGAAGCACGUGAAGAGCUCGUCGCGCCACAUGCCAAAAUUUGAGACUGAAGUGGAGGUGUUCCGCAAGGACUCGCGCAAACUGCCCAUCGGCGAUCCCGAUGUGGACUGGGAGGAGACGGUCUAUCUGAACAUGGUCAUCCACCAGUUCGAUUAUACACUCACACUGGCCAUUUGCACCAGGACCUCGCCCAAGGAGCUGCAGGUGCUGAGGAGGCACUCGCAGCGGGUGUACGCCAGUCCCAGUCGAAGGAAGAUGGACACCAAGGGCGAGGGCGAGGAGAUCACGUAUCCGCACAUCUGCUUUAUGGUGGACAACUUCGACGAGGUGUUCAGCGACAUCCUGGUGCGCGACGGGGAGAUGGUGUGCGUGGAGCUGGUGGCCAAUGACAAGGAUGGAGCGGUUCAGGGCGUGAUCUUCCUGGGAUCCAUACGCUACGAUGCCUUAAAGAAGGUCUACGAUGCCAGGCAAUCCAGUCUGAGUUCCAAGGUGGCGCAGCGCAUGUCCUUUGGCCUAUUCAGCAGUGGAGCUGGCGUCCAAACGCGCUGUGAAUUUGUCCGGAUGAAGGGACCGCAGGGAAAGGGUCAUGCCGAGAUGGCGGUGACUAAGCCAAAGGGAUCUGGCGUGGAGACGCCCACCAGCGAGCCGGGAUUCUGCGCCACCGACAUGUGGGACGAGUGGGAGGAGGAGAACGACGACUACUGCACGUACCGCCAUCAGCGACGCCUCAGCGAUCCGAGCGCCAAUCUGAACAACUUCUCCCGCUACGGUUGGCGCACCAAGACCAACUCGAAUAACCAGGACAUGGUGGGCAGUGGCACCAGCCCCAAUGUGGGAGCCAAGGCGCGAUCGGAGAACGAGGGACUGGACUCGCUGGCCAGCGAGGUGUCCGAGAUCGAGGCUGGAGAUCUGCGCGAUGAUCAGCAACGUCCUGCUUUCUCGGCCUCCACGGCAAAACUGCACCCAAAUCCGCAUUGCGAGAGCCACCAGCUCGCCGCUGGUGAUCAAGAAAAGUUGCCCCAAGAAUCCACUUCCACUGCUCCAUCGGCUGCGGCUGCAGCUGCUGUUCCGGCCGUGACUCCGCCUCCUUUGAGUGCCGCCGCGGAGGUCAAAGUGCCCGGCGACAACAACGGAGCUGGUCAGACCACGGGCUGCAACUGUUUUGGCGGCAAGAAGGGCAAGAAGCGCUGGCCGUCGGCCAAGAACACAGACACCCCGGAAAUGUCCGAGGUCUACUGCCCCAGCUGCGAGGAUCCGUCCAACGAGUCGCCCGCCUGUCUGGCCAAGAUGCCCGACAAGCGGCCCACCCGUCUCAAGCCCAAGACCAGCAUCCUCAGUGUGGAGAGCGAGCUGCUGGUGGGCAAAAGGAGCAGUUUCCGGCUGCCGUCGGAGGGCAAACGAAAGCAGCAGGGUGCCAGCAUCACCAGGAGCGCCUCCCUCAGUGCCGCUGAUCGCAGGACCAGUCUGCCGGUGGCCACCAGGAAGAUCAUACCCCCAAGACUGCGCACGUCCAGAGUCAAGGAUCAGGAGAAGGACAAGGACAAAGAUAAGGAUAAGGAUAAGGACAAGAACAAGGAGAACGACAAGAAGUCUUCGAAUCAGAAGGUCAACGGUUCGGCGACCAACUUUCUGGCCAAGAUGUCGCCCAAGCGGCGCAGAGGCGUAGCCGGCAAGGAUAAGGAAAAGGACAAAGAGGGCGACAAGGAUAAGGACAAGGGCAAAACCAAAUCGAGUGCUGCUAUCAAACACAAAGCCGUCAAUAAUAACAAUCCCAGGCCGGACAUGACCUCAAAAACUGAGGAGUACGAGAUUGCCGAUGAUGCUACCUCCCUGAAUGGUAGUGAGUCGGAAGGAGGCGUUGGAGCUGGAGCCGCCAAGAUGGCCAUCCUUAGUGAGAGCGACAGCAAGCUGAUGAUCAGUGUUCGGGGACGUGAGGAGCUGCCGGUGGUGGAGUCCCCCAAGAAUUCGCCACCCGCGAAACUCUUCGAGAAAUGUGUCCGCGUGUCGGUGGAGACGGAGAAGCAUCCGCUGCAGCCGAACGAGAACAAUGAGAACGGGGAGGAGAGUGAUGUAACCAAGGUGAUUUCGCCAACGGAACUGACGCCCAUGCUCGAUGUGGCCAAUGGCAACCAGGAGGAGGCGGAGGUGGAGACCACCAGUGCCACUCUGCCGAGGACAGCCAAGCAGGCGCAUGUCAGCAAGAUGCUGCAUCUGGUGCCCAAGCGCCGAACUCCAGAUGGCACCAACAUCUACUACUGGUGCGAUGUGCCCAAGAAGGCACUUAAAGAACUCGACGACGGCGCCUACAAUCCCCUGUGGACCAGUCGAGGCUUCACGCAAUCCUUUCACUUCUGGAAGGAGAACAGAAGACAGCAGUCCACGCCGCUCAAUGCAUUCCUCACCUAUGUGACACUGCCCUGGUGGAGCAUUGCAAAGGACCUAUUGGAUCACCGGGAAACGCCAAUUCUGACCUUUUAGUAUUAACUUAAUUUGCGAUUGUGAUUUAUAUGCCACUAUGCUUAAUAGUUCUCACAUUUAAUCCCCUAAAUCAACCCGAUCGAAUGCCAACCGUGUGAUCAGUCUCAGUUUGAUCUAUCAGUAUAUAAUUGCUUUGUUCUCGACCAACGUUGAGUUUCCUAAAGCGCAUCCUCACGGAUCAAACUAUGGUACUUGGUGAGCGCAGAGCCAACCUACAAAUUUAUAAACUAAACUAAACGAACUACGAUAGUGAACACUGUUACCGAUGAUAUGGAAAUAUAUAAUUGUAAUAUUAUUUGUAAAUUGUACGGCAACAUUUAUACCACGAAAUAUAUACCAAAUAGAAAACAA
Molecule: messenger RNA, 3533 nt
Organism: Drosophila elegans
Lineage: Eukaryota; Metazoa; Arthropoda; Insecta; Diptera; Drosophilidae
Exons: 7
Coding region: 465-3182 (905 amino acids)
Source: RefSeq, a predicted model, not a curated record